AGGAGCAGGAGCAGCAGCAGCAGAAGCAGCAGCAGCUGUUGGCGGCAGGCGAGCGGGUACCGAGACGCGCUCCCAUUCCAGGCACCCGCGACCAUCACGUCCGUUGCUCCGAGAGCGAAGAAGGGAAGGCCGGCCCCGCGCCCUCUUCCUCCGAAGUCCCGAGCGCGGCUACAACGGGAACCAGCGCGAUGCCGUGGAAGAGCCUCGCCGUCUUCGUCGCCCUGGUGGGGACCUCCUUGGCGCUCCAGGAGGCGGAGCCUAAAAAGAGCCAAGAGAGACACAUCCGGAGCCUGGAUAAAUUUGAAGAGCCGAUGAGUAAAUCCAAAAUUUGUGCCAAUGUUUUUUGUGGGGCUGGCCGGGAGUGUGCAGUGACAGAGAAGACUGAGCCAACGUGUCUUUGCAUUGAGAAAUGUAAACCCCACAAGAGGCCAGUUUGUGGCAGCAAUGGCAAGACAUACCUAAACCAUUGUGAGUUGCAUCGUGAUGCUUGCCUUACUGGCUCCAAAAUCCAGGUGGACUAUGAUGGCCAUUGCAAAGAGAAGAAGUCCAAGAAUUCAGUUGCAAGUCCAGUUGUCUGCUAUCAGACCGACCGAGAUGAACUCCGUCGUCGUGUCAUCCAUUGGCUUGAAACUGAGAUCAUUCCUGAUGGUUGGUUCUCCAAAGGCAGCAACUACACAGAAAUCUUAGACAAAUACUUCAAGAAUUUUGAUGAUGGAGAUUCUCGCCUGGACUCCAAUGAGUUCUUGAAAUUUGUGGAACAAAAUGAGACAGCUGUCAACAUUACCACCUAUGUGAAUCAAGAGACCAACAAGCUGCUCAGGGGACUCUGCGUGGACGCCCUCAUUGAACUCUCUGAUGAAAAUGCUGACUGGAAACUUAGCUUUAAUGAAUUCUUGAAGUGUCUCAAUCCAGCCUUCAAUCCACCAGAAAAAAAAUGUGCCUUGGAAGACGAAACCUAUGAGGAUGGAGCAGAGACCCAGGUGGAGUGUAACCGCUGUGUCUGUGCCUGUGGGAACUGGGUGUGUACUGCCAUGACCUGUGAGGAUAAGAACCAGAAAGUACCUUCUCAGGGGCAGCAGACUGAAGAUAACCUGACUGAAGAAGAGCUGGCCAGAUAUGUUCAGGAGCUGCAAAAGCAUCAGGAGACAUCUGAGAAAGUCAAGCAAAUAGCCACCAAAGAGAUGUAAGAAGAACUUACAAGCGAAGAUGUCCAGAUGGCAGGGUGUGUUGCCCAGCAGUCACCCAACAGUCUUCCUUCAGUGCUGAUUUCAAUAUGCAAAUAUGUUUAGGACUUAUUGUUCAGUCACAGAUAUUUACAUUGUGUAGCAAUGGGAGGGGGACCAAAAAAAAGAUGUUGUGGGGCGGGGCGGGGGGGGGGGUAAGUUCAAAGAAAUCCUCUCUGUAUUAUGGUUUCUACAGUGAGGAUAAGAAGCUGCACUGGUGGGGAUUAGUGAGGACAGCAAACCAUUCCAAGUCUGGAGUUCUUGGCACUCAGGGGGAAGGAUCACUGGUACCUGCAAUCAUGGCCUCUGUGGGAGUUUGUGCUGAUAGGGGAGUCCUGCCCAAUGAAUAGCUUGCCUUUAGGUAAUCUCCCCGACAGCCUAAAAGGAAUUUUUCAGAACUCCUGCCAUCACAGGAGGAACAUGGGAAGUGUGCCUAUGGCUAAGCAUCUAUUCCAUGCUAAAUCACCAUGCUAAAUCACGAUGCUUCAUGACAUCCUGUCUUGAUAUCUGGCCUUUCUGUUUUCACAUGCAGACCCUGUUCAGAUGACACGUUAAGCCACGUUGGUUAAGCAUUUUGAGCUAAACAUUCUAGCUUAGCAUGUCAUGUAAACCGUGACUUAGUGUGUUGUGUGAACCAUUCCUAACCAUGGCGGCUUCAUACCCACAGUUAAAACCUGCUCAGUAACCAUUUUCUGCAAAAGGGUUAGAGGCCUAAUCAAGGCUUAGCAUGCGGUCUGAACAGGCCCACAGACAAUUUAUCUUAGUUCCUGUUGAACCUCUGGUCCAAUUGUGCAUGUGGGUGAGAGUUCCUAGUGAAUACAGACCAUACUGCCUCUCCCUGCCAGAAACCAAAUAGUCCCAUUGCAUUGCAAGUUCUAAAGUGACCUCAUUUUCUUUCCCCCUCUCUUUGCAUAGGUGCUACAAUAUAUUUUAUCACACUCAUACACUGUCUUUUUAAUUAAUGACUUUUAACUGAGCUUUUUGUAUCUUUGAUUUAUAGUUAUUGUUUAUAGUUACUGAAAAAUGCUUUACUUCUGGGUUCAUGCUUUAUAUUAUAGUUGCAUGUAUCAAAGAAGUAAAAUCAAUGAGCACCUAGGAGACCCAGAGCAUUAGGGGCCAUUCUGGAUUUGAUAUUUCAGCAUCCCUUAUAUGGCAAAGAACCAUGGUUUAUGUAUGAAUAGAGCAGAACAGAGUUCAGAGUAAACUGCAUACUCCCUCUCACAAGAUUAUUUCUUCAAGGGAGGGAUUCCUGUCCAGUUUUACAGGAAUCAAGUCAGUCCUUUAAAUUAAAUAGAAGGAAACAGAAAUGUUAGCAAAAAGCCUUAUUCACCAUGGUUAAAGCUGUGGUUUAAGGUGUCUUCUGAACAGGCCCAGUAAGUUCUUCCCAUGCAGUUGAGAGGAUAGAUUAACUUGUCUUUCCUUUGUAUUCUGGGAGCAAUUCUGGAUACUGCAACCACUAAAAUGUCUAAACUCCUGGUGCUUCUAACUGUGGCACUGUUACUGUAAAUUCCAAAGAAAAGCUUGCAGAGUUGGGAUUUGCAAGCAAGGUGCUGAUCCAAAGCUUUUUGACACCGCGUUCUCCUUACAAUGAAACAAUAGAACAAGCCCCUAAGUAAGGAAAAGUGAGUGUGUAAGCCCAUAACCACAUUGCAUAUCUUGUUGUAAGAUAGAGGCUGUCUCAUAUUAUUUAGGAAUUUUGGCAAUAAAAUCAGAAAACACAGCCUCCUCACAUUGGUAUAAUAAACAUCAAAGACA
This is a messenger RNA of Elgaria multicarinata webbii, 2978 nucleotides long. RefSeq names its product follistatin like 1 (gene FSTL1). The record is from RefSeq and is a predicted model, not a curated record. Gene Ontology annotation, biological process: cell differentiation; multicellular organism development; regulation of BMP signaling pathway. NCBI's taxonomy places the organism in Eukaryota, Metazoa, Chordata, Lepidosauria, Squamata, Anguidae. Gene Ontology annotation, molecular function: protein binding. Bases 189 to 1187 code for a protein of 332 amino acids. The transcript has 12 exons.